CCGCAACAUCAUCCACGACUACAAUCCUAGCAAACAACACCCGCCUGUAAAUCGAUGACAGCCCGCGGCGUUGAUUUGAUGCCCUCUAGAGGCAGCCACUUGCCUAUUUUUUCUUAUUGAUCCUCCGUACUAUCGUAUGCUUGUUGUGUAACUUUACUUCAUCUUCUUGCCAGCCUUCCACCGAUUCUAAAAUGGACGGACAUUCAGACUUUGACGAUGAGGAGUUCCGCACCGCGCCGUCUACCCGAGAACACAGCCUAUCCGUCAAUCGACCUCCGGCUAUAACUCAGCUACCCGGCGUCUUCGUUCCCUCGUGCCACAAUGGCACCGUCAUCUACCCGACCACCACACAGAGGAACCCCGAUCUAGGCCGACGUCCAUCCAUCGUGCCCCCGGGCCCGCCCACUAUCCUAGACUGUAGCUUGCUCAGCGAUGGAGACGUCGAAACCAUGACAUGGGCUCCUCAAGCCAGCCCCGUAUUCCGGCGGCCAUCAAGAUGCAUGAGCAUAGACCAGACUAGAGCUCAGGCCCACAAUCACUGUCUACCCCCGGCCGCUGCAGAGGCCAUCACCAAAGGGAAUCUGUCAGUACAAGACGUUGUGGAGAUUGUUUUCAAGGAAAUGUGCAAGCACAAUACCACCAUGGAGGAUGCUGUCCACAACCAGCAAGCGACUGACGCUCUGGUCCAAACAAGACUGGCCAGGAAGCCGAGCUGCCUCAAAACUGCCAUUGAGCUACAGCCUGCUCGGGCAGCUGAUCCAGCGACCACCAUCAGCGAGCCCGAGGCCUCAUUCUUCACCCGAAGCGCCACUGAUGGUCAAGUACGGUCGAGAAGUGUAGCUCGGCCUCCGCCUAUCACCACGAUUGUCUCACGCGACAGUAUUACCGAUAUACGAUGGCUCGCUGACCAACAGGCAGAUCAAGUUGAUCAAAGGCCGGAUUCUAAUGAGCCCGAACCGCCGGUAUCUGCCGCGUCCCAGACUAACUCUUCCAUGUUCAAUGUGUCUAGCAUCAUCGAGGGACUCAGUCGGACUUCUGAUUCCGAUGCUGCAUCAGAAGCCCCUGACUUCCGCAACUUCUCGCUCGGUUCUCAAUUUGUAAACGAGUCUAAUCGUCAAAAGGAAAACGUCAAAGAAUCCAGCGUCGAUGAUGGGGCUUCCUCGAUUACUUCUUUCCCUAGCCUGCCACAGCGACACUGCACGGAUGAAUGGCUGAGCACCCCUGCCAGCCUCGUCACUUUGGAACAUGAAGACAAAGACAAGGUCAACAUGUAUCAUUUGGGAAUUGACGCUAGACUUGGCAGCAUCGCACCCAUCAGCGAACAAAUAGCCAAGAGAGAUUCUGACCAUGGUACGAUUCAUGGUGUAGUUCCCACGUCGGAUGAUUCUGCGACUACCAAAACCAAGCCCUCUCGCCGAGGCUCUGAGGCUCUACUAGACCUGCACGCACGCCCUGAGACGAAGGCAUCAGACCCAUUGCCCAAGAAUGGCAGGCGGCGGUCUGCCCAUUUCGCAGAUCCUCUAGUACAAGAGAGUCGCAAAACGGAGCCAGGUUUCAUGCAGCAAAUCACACGAAAGAUCAGUUCUGUAUUCCAGAGUCCAGCAAGUAAUGGCCGUGCAACUCGCGCGCCAGCACCAUCCGAAGUUGACGAUGAGGUUACCGGAAAGACUGGCGGAGAACUUGGUGCAAGCCGGCCGGCUGCGGGAGCUAGUGGUCCCAGCGUGGAAUGCCUUUCAGAGCCCGAGCCCGACGCCGUCUACCAGGCUAUGGUGAUAUCGAAGCCUACGAAAGACAAGAAGCAACGGCGAAGCACCUGUUCUGAAGACUACAUUCCCCACAUGUGCGUGGACGAUCUGAGCACGUCGGGAAUGCCCUCACCCAAUAUCCAGUAG
Colletotrichum phormii is the source of this 1892-nucleotide messenger RNA. RefSeq lists its product as uncharacterized. The transcript is spliced from 2 exons. Bases 192 to 1892 code for a protein of 566 amino acids. Lineage: Eukaryota; Fungi; Ascomycota; Sordariomycetes; Glomerellales; Glomerellaceae. The record is from RefSeq and is a predicted model, not a curated record.